Molecule: messenger RNA, 1645 nt
Organism: Brassica napus (rape)
Lineage: Eukaryota; Viridiplantae; Streptophyta; Magnoliopsida; Brassicales; Brassicaceae
Product: RING-H2 finger protein ATL40
Exons: 1
Coding region: 634-1284 (216 amino acids)
Source: RefSeq, a predicted model, not a curated record
GAGAUCAAUAUAAGAGAGUAGCUAUUAACUAAAAUAUUUGUUUCAUUUGGCCAAGGGCAUGAAAUUUGCCAGGCACGCUCUGCAGACAACUUUGUAAUAUUUUUUACAAUGUCUUAUUCAAGUCAAACUAUGUGGUUGCCACACGUUAAACUUCUAAUUUUCUUUCUGGCCAUCUACAUUAUUUCUGGUCAUAUAUUGAGGUAAGUCUGAAUAUCAUAUAACUUUUGAUCAUUUCUUCUUGUUUUACUGCAUAAUUUUCUGUCUUCCUAGUGUCACUAAGAACCUUUGAUUUAUUUUACCGUAAAUCAAUUAUAUCAACUGCAACCCUAACUAAAUUGCAUAGACUUGAUUGAAAAUUUUGUAAGUUAAAUAAUUCUGAGUAAAGUCAACUACGGCCCUAGGAUUGCUGAUAGUAUCUGAUAAAUUCUGUCUAAGUACCGCCUGUUUCCCCCAUCCACCAAUCAUAUUGUAAGACAAAAUAUAAUAAGAAGGUGACAAAAUCAUCAAAAUGUUUACCUAUCAUAAUUAACUACACACUAAGAUCUCUUCAAUCUCUCCCAUCAUACUUGUUAUUAACAUAUUUGUGUUGUCCCACUUCUUCAUACUCAUCGAAGAAACAAACAUAAUAUCAUCAUGAGCUCGGACAACAUAAAUAAUGGUCACGGAAUACAUCCUGACUUCUGGCAAAACGCCGCUUCUUACCAUGGCAGCAGCAAGAUUUUAAUUGUCAUCAUCCUUGUUUUUUCUAUUUUCAUCCUUGUCGUCUGCGCUUAUCAUCUAUACCCAAGAUUCGUUCUCCGCGGCCGCCGUAGAUCCACCUUCCAAGGCCACUCUCCCACCCUCGUUACUCAGCCACCCAAACAUGGCCUCGAAAUAGUUGUCAUUGAUUCUCUCCCUACAUUCGUGGUUGAAGUCAACGGUAAUCAUGACGUCUCGGCUACCGAAUGUGCGGUGUGUCUAGCCUUGUUGGAAGAGAAAGAUGCGGCGAGGAUGUUACCGAACUGCAAGCACGUUUUCCACGUGGCAUGCGUUGACACAUGGCUCGCAACACACUCCACUUGUCCUAUUUGUAGAAGUGAAGUCGAGCCGAAUAAAAGGCUUGAGCCUGAGCCAAGAGAAGGCCCAGUUGGCGACGGUGCAUCUUCGUCGGAUUACAAGAGUGGUGGGUCAUCGGUUGUGAGGUUAGAUUUGUUUCCGAGGAUUUUGACAAGGGAAAGAUCUUCGGACAGGAUCGAUCAUUCUCGCGUUGACCAAGAUCGUGUAUUAGAUCUUGAAAGACAAUGAAUAAUAGUACUCUUGCUCACGUACGAUAUUACUUUUGUUCCUUUAUAGCCUUCUUACUAAAAUCUUUUGUAUGCUACUGUACAAAAUACGCAUUAUUGAAAAAGCCGUUGUUGAUUAACGUGUGAAAAGAAGAAAAUAAAAAGUGUUGAACUUGUAAAAUACAAUUCAGACAACUUUGUAAUAUUUUCUCAAUGCGUGUCUACAUCGAACACUCUUCUUCAAGUCAAACUAUAUAUGUGCUAGCCAGAAGCUACACGUAUACUCACACGUUUACACUUUUAAUUUUCUUCCUGACCAUGAACAUUUCACAUUAUAUUCGAGUCAUAUAUUGGGAUAAACUUGAAUUAUCAUUUUUGUUGAC